Messenger RNA from Fopius arisanus, 5151 nucleotides. RefSeq names its product Son of sevenless (gene Sos). NCBI's taxonomy places the organism in Eukaryota, Metazoa, Arthropoda, Insecta, Hymenoptera, Braconidae. Gene Ontology annotation, molecular function: guanyl-nucleotide exchange factor activity; protein heterodimerization activity; DNA binding. The record is from RefSeq and is a predicted model, not a curated record. Bases 1147 to 5139 code for a protein of 1330 amino acids. The transcript has 8 exons. Gene Ontology annotation, biological process: Ras protein signal transduction; positive regulation of GTPase activity. Gene Ontology annotation, cellular component: plasma membrane; nucleosome.
CCGACGCACUAUCGAUCGCUGCGCGAUUUUUCUUUUUGGUACGGUAUGAGUCAUUUCAAAUGUCAUUGCUGCAAUGAAGGUUUUCACGUAAGGUGGACAUUUUUUGGUUCGAUGAUUCUUGUGCGAAAGUGGAAGAAAAUUCGUGACAGGCUGAUUCUUGGAUUUUGGGGAAUAUUGAUUGAUUUUUAGAGGAAAUGAGAAGACAGAUUUUGUUCAGGGGAUUUUAUUGGCGGUGAAAAGGUUUGAGGUGGAGGGAUGGAGCUCGAAAUAGGAGAUCAAAGAAAUAAUGAAUUGUUAAGAAAUAAAAAAACAUAUCGUCGAGCCCGAGUGAGAGCGAGACAGAAGAUUGCAACGGGUCCAAAGACAGUGUUCCAAGUGUGUGCGAAUCAUAGUGAAAAAAAGAAGAAGAAGAUGCAAAUAUUAACAAAUGAAAUAACUCGUACUGACUGUUUGUGUACACCCACUGGAAAAUGUGAAAGAGUCGAGGGAAAACCGGAGGACAAAUAGAAAAAUAGUGGGGAAAAUAAUAGUAACACAAUAACACGUUUGCGUCGUAAGAUGUGCGAACCCAAGUAUUGCUCGUUUAUCGGUUUGUGUACGUGCACGGUGGUACAUGAACGAGGGUGAAAUCAAGAAAAAUUCACGUAAAAUCGUGAUAUCAACACUCAUCCCCAAAUUCCAACGAAACGAACAAUAAAUAUCCAGAUCCAGAUAUAAAAGUACCAACGAGACUCCCACAAUUCAAUCAUUUGUAAAUAAUGAGAUAAUUGAUCCAAUACCUUCCAAGUAAUUUUCAUCAGUGGAAGGAAAAAAAAGACGUUGAAAUAUAUUUCCAACGAAGAUGAAAGACAAUCCGUCAUCUCCAUUGGGUCAGUUAAGCGUCAGAGUAGGACAAAAAAAUGUCCACUAAUAUCAGCACCAGUGAUUAUUAACUUAAUUAUCGAAUAAAAUAGAUUCAACGACAAUGCUAGUUGAUGAUAUUGUCACUAUCAUAAAGCUCCACGAGACGUACCGUCAGCCCUGUGGACGGACAUUUUUCUGAGAGCAAUUGCUCACAAACACUGAUAAAUGUUGCACAUUUAGUGAAUUUUCUUCUUCCUCUUUUUUUUUUAUUUUUUUUUCUUUACUCUAUUUGUUUUUGUGGAUAUGUUUUCGUCUCCGGCAUCUGUAGUGGGCGAGCCGUCAGGCUACGACUUUCAAAAAGAGGAGAAUGCUGCCAAAUGGAAGGGAGUCUUUGUCAAUUCCCUGAGAAAGGUCCUUGAACAGGUGCACCCGAGUCUAGAAGCCCGUCAGGAUGCCCUCGAUUACGUGGAGAGCCUCAUUCUGAGGAUGCUUGGCAUGCUGUGUGGUCAUCCACCACCUCAUACACCUCAGGAUGUUGAAGAGAGGGUCAGGAGGACAUUUCCAACGCCAAUCGACAGGUGGGCACUCAGAGAUGCCAGGGAUGCACUCGAAAAGGGGAAGAAAAAAUCACCUCUGGUUCUGCCAGUUGAUAAAAUCCACCAAUUGCUCCAGAAGGAGGUUCUGCAACACAAAAUCGACUCACAAGUUAGUCUCUUCGUCGUUGGGGUGCUCGAAUAUAUUUCAGCAGAUAUUUUAAAGUUGGCUGGAAAUUAUGUUAAAAACAUUCGACACGUUGAAAUUUCCUGCGAGGACAUCAGAGUGGCCAUGUACGCAGAUAUGGUGUUGAUGGACAUGUUCUACCAGGACGAUGCAACAGAGGGGCCCCAGAGUAGUCUGGGUGCAGUUGUCUCCCAGACAUACGAGGAGUCAGUGCGCGAUCUCAUCCACGACGAGCGCCACUACCUGCGUGAUCUCCAUAUGAUAAUUAAAGUAUUCCGAGAAGAAAUAGCAAAACUCGCUCAGGACAAAACCGAGCUUGAGACUCUCUUUAGCAAUAUAAUGGAUAUUUACGAAGUGACAGUGACACUUCUAGGCAGUUUAGAGGACAUAAUGGAGAUAACCGAGGAGAAGCAAAUACCAACUGUUGGCUCGUGCUUCGAGGAGCUGGCAGAGGCAGCUGAAUUUGACGUUUAUAUUAAAUACGCUCGUGACAUGAAUAGUCCAGGUAGUCGAGAAAUUCUCACGAGAUUACUGUCAAGACCUGAGGCAAAUGCUGCCCUCAGAGCUGCAGGUCACGGCUUCAAAGAAGCUGUCAAAUAUUACCUGCCAAAGCUACUGUUGCAACCAGUGUGGCAUUGUUUUUUGUACUUUGAUUACAUUAAAGUAUUACAGAAGAGAACACCCAACAUCGAGGAUGAGGAAACCUUAGAGCAGGUGCAGGGUCUUCUGAGGCCAUUGCAAAUGGAAUUAGUCCAGUCUGUUGCGAGUUUACCGAAGAAAGAUACAGGGCUGAGGAUGCAGAGUCGUGCAAGGAGGCAUGCAGCACUGGAAAAAACUAGUGAACUACAGAAAACAGUUGAUGGAUGGGAUCAGAGGGACAUUGGACAGUGCUGCAAUGAAUUUAUACGUGAGGAUAUGUUGGGAAAGGUCGGGAGCAAUGGGAGGCGUUUGACUGAGAGGAGGGCUUUGCUUUUUGAUGGAUUGUUGGUACUUUGUAAACCCUCUGGGGGUAAAAGAGUCAGUGUUUCAGUUGCUGCAGUGGGUGUUGGUGGUGGGCAGGCUCAUCCUGUUGAGCUUCGACUCAAGGAGCGAUUUUUCAUAAGAAAAGUUGAUAUAAUUGAUCGCGAGGACACUGACGAGCUCAAGAAUGCCUUUGAAAUUGCACCCAGGGAUCAUCCAAACGUCACUCUUGUCGCUAAAUCCGUCGAGGACAAGAACAGCUGGAUGGCUGAUCUCGUUAUGCUCAAUACCAAGAGCAUGCUUGAGAGAACUCUCGAUAGUAUUCUUCUGGAUGAGGAGAGGAAACAUCCUCUCAGGUUACCUCCUCCGGAAUUGUACAAAUUCGCUGAGCAAGAUUCUCCGGAGAAUGUUGUCCUCGAGGCUAGGGAAAAUGGAGGUGUGCCUCUCAUCAAGGGUGCAACGUUAGUUAAAUUAGUGGAGAGACUCACUUAUCACAUUUAUGCCGAUCCGGCGUUUGUACGGACAUUCCUCACUACUUAUAGGAGUUUUUGCUCACCCCAGGAGCUGCUGAUUCUUCUCAUCGAGAGAUUCGAUAUCCCGGAUCCAUCGCUGGUUUACGGCGAUGAGGAGAAGCCCACGGGGUGCAAAGCCACGGCUAGAGAAGACUGGAAGAGAUACAGAAAGGAAUUUUGUCAACCCGUGCAAUUUCGAGUUCUCAAUGUCCUGAGGCAUUGGGUAGACCAUCAUUUUUACGACUUCGAGAGAGAUAGAAAUCUUUUAGAGAGACUUCAACAGUUUCUCGACACAAUAAGUGGUAAAUCCAUGAGGAAGUGGGUGGAUUCUGUAAUUAAAAUAGUCCAGAGAAAGUGUGAGCCCUCUGAGCAGAGGCCGAUCACCUUCAGUUUUGAGAAAUCACCACCACCAAUCGAGUGGCACCUGAGAGUCCCCGAGGAGGAGUGGGGAAUACUCACACUUCAUCCGAUAGAAUUAGCAAGACAACUAACUCUCCUGGAAUUCGAGCUGUACAGAACAGUAAAAUCAUCGGAAUUAGUUGGUGAAGCCUGGACGAAGAAAGACAAGGACAAGAACUCUCCGAACCUCUUGAGGAUGAUAAAGCACACGACAAACUUCACAAGAUGGUUGGAAAAAACAAUUUUGGAAACUGAAAAUAUUGAGGAGCGUGCAGCAAUUGUUGCUCGAGCAGUUGAAGUGAUGAUGGUGCUGCAGGAGCUUAAUAAUUUCAAUGGAGUCCUGGCGAUAGUCUCUGCAAUGGGUUCAGCAGCAGUAUUUCGCCUGAAGCACACGUUUCAACGUCUCUCUGAGCGUCAAGCGAAGGUCCUGGAAGAGGCACGAGAAUUGAAUAGCGAUCACUUCCGCAAGUACCAGGAGAAACUUCGCUCAAUAAAUCCCCCGUGUGUCCCCUUCUUCGGAAUGUACCUGACAAAUAUCCUUCACAUUGAGACAGGCAAUUCUGAUUAUCUCCCCAACAGUCCAGAGUUGAUAAACUUCAGUAAACGAAGAAAAGUCGCUGAGAUAACUGGUGAAAUUCAGCAGUACCAGAAUCAGCCAUAUUGUCUGUCAGUGGAGACGAGAAUUCGACACUUCAUCGAGAAUCUGUGCCCCUUCGACUCGAGUAUGAGUGAGGCAGACAUAAGUACUUACUUGUACGAGAAAAGCCUCGAGCUGGAGCCAAGGGGUUGCAGACAGCCCCUGCGAGCCCCCAGGAAAUGGCCAGACUUGAAUCUCAAGUCCCCCGGGCUCAAGCCAAGAUCAAUGAGUGGAAAAGUUCCACAACCCCUGCAAGCAGUGGCAUCGAGUGUGAGAUUGCACGAUCCGACGCCUGAAGUACCACCAGAAUUGCCAGAAAGUCCACACACAAUCCAGAGUUUCACACACGUUGGGGAUCACAGUGUUUUUGCUCCGGUCCUCCUUGGAAGUGGUUCCGGCCCUCCUCCGGGUUCUCCAGGUCCCCUCAGCAUGUCUGCACUGUCCCUGGGAUCGCCUGGAAAUAGUCCUCAAUUGGGAUCACCUGGCCACUUGCCCUCGUAUCAUCAACAGCCUCAGGGCACACACUUUGGCUUCAAUUCUGGGACAAUUGGGGUUAUGGGUGCCCCUACCGGCCUUUCUUCGUCCUCUGGUAGCCCUGGGGCACCUCUUCCACCUCCACCAUCACCAAGUCAUGCAUCACCCAGCAAACCACCGCCUCCACUGCCUCCAAGGCAUCACAGAAGACGAGAGAGUUCUAUCAGUGAGUCUCCACAUCAGGCGAGACAAGCUCCUAAUGCUCCAAUGCUUCCACCGAGAGAAGGAGCCUCUUCACCACCUCCACUGCCACCCAGAAGGGACGUUCCACCAGUGAUGUUACCACCGAGGCUACCCAGCACUCUCAAUCCAAGCACGUCAGCCCUUUUGGCGAGGAGAAAUUCAAAUCUUGAGGGGACUAGCUCGACCGCUGGUCAUACCAAGAGGUACAUGUCUUUCAAUGGACCUAGUCCCACAAUGCUUCCUCCAAGCCAGCCCAAUGGCUCUGUUACACCCAGAUUACCCCCCAAACCAUUGACAGGACGUCCCCCAACGACAAUGUUCAAUUUUAAUCCACCAUCUGGACCCAGUUAAGGUUCCACUUGU